Molecule: messenger RNA, 1461 nt
Organism: Coffea eugenioides
Lineage: Eukaryota; Viridiplantae; Streptophyta; Magnoliopsida; Gentianales; Rubiaceae
Exons: 4
Source: RefSeq, a predicted model, not a curated record
AUGCAGAAAAGAGUUAACUGCUUUGGAAAAGCUGAAAAAAUAGCCCCUCCUGAGGCCUCUACUCCUGUAUGCAAUGUUCCCAAGUCUAUCCGCUCCUCAAAAAACUGUAGUUCCUCUGCUAAGGAACCUUCAACAGAGCAAUGUCUGAAUAGUUCAGUACCUGAGCCAUGCAGCUCUGUACCACAGCCAAUUCCUAGCAACAAUGAAUUAACUGAUAUGUUUGAUGGUAUAUCAACAAAACUCCAGUCUUCUUUACCUGUUUCAACAAACCAGUCUACUGUCCCUGAAGUUCAUGAUAACUCCUUGGUAGAAGAAGGAACCUGUAUUGUCAACGUUGCUCCAUCUAUUUCUUCUAAACACAGUAGUGGCCAACAAAUUGUUGUUAACACCCAGCUCGUGAACACAGGUAGGCAACGAAGGACCAAAAAAACCAGUUUUUCUUGCUUGAAGCAUAUUCCAACCGAAUCAUUGGUCCUCCCUGAUGCCCCAAAGUGUCAACACUGUGGGGCUUAUCGAUUCCAUUUGGAACCUCCCAAUUUUUGCUGUUCAGGUGGAGAGGUUUCUGUUGUUCAUCCUGUGAUGCCUUAUGCCCUCUUCCGCCUUUAUUCCGGUACAGAUGAGGAAUGUAUUCACUUCUGCAAGAAUGCACGUACCUAUAAUAACAAUCUUGCCUUUACCACUUUUGCUGCAAAAUAUGAUAGAAAAAUGACUAAAAAUUCUCAGGGAGUUUACACUUUCCGUGUCCAGGGUCAAAUUUAUCAUCUUCUGAAUAGUCUCACACCAAAUGGCCACCCUCCUACUGGUAUCCAGCUGUACUUUUAUGAUCAAGAGGAAGAAUUGUCACAGAGACUCAAUACUUCUCCAAGAUUACGGGAGAGUACUCUUAAGCUUCUGAUGGGUAUUCUUGAGCAGAAUCCUUAUACCAAAGUUUUUAAGUCUUUAAGAGAGCUUCCUAAUCUAGAUAACCAUAGCAUAUUUCUUAAUUCCAACCCGGGCCUUGACCAACAGUUAUAUAAUAUGCCAACAGCUUCAGAAGUCGCUGCAAUAUGGACAGAGCAUGAUAGUGAAACCUUAGAAAAGGGCACCAACAUACAGGUUUAUAGUCAUGCAAAUACAAGCCAUAGAAUCCAACACUAUUUUGCAUGCUACGACUCUUUGCAGUACCCACUAUUGUUUCCCAGAGGUGAAUCUGGUUGGCACUAUGGUAUUCCAAGAAACACUACUGCUAAUAAAAGAAAGAGGGAAGAAAUUGAUGAUCACAGCCUUGUUGCUUUACCUAAGAUAGGAAAUGCUGUUGAUUUUAUUCAAAAGGAAAAUGAAGUUGCUGAGGAGGGAAAGAAAAAACGGGAAACUGUUUCUGCUCGAGAGUAUUAUUGCUACAAAUUGCAGAUCAGAGAUGAUGACACCUCAAUGCUCUUGCACACAAGGAGACUAUUGCAGCAAUUCUCUGUGGAUAUUUAU